AAAAUUGAAAAAUUUGAUGUUUAUUUUUUUUGUUUUGUUCAGGAAAUACUACAUCCACUCAUUCACUCACUCAUUCAUUCGACCUGGAUCGAAAUAGCUUUUUUUGUUGUUGUUGUUAGAUGAUGGUUAUUUUUUUGUUGUUGCUGGUUUACGAGCACAGUAAAUCAUUCGAUUCUUUAACGAUGUUGAUUUUGAUGAUGGUGAUGAUAAUCGCGAUAUUCUGUGUGUUUCUAUGAACAACUAUGAAGAUGGUCAUCUGCUGUUGUUGCUGCAUUUUUCAUUUGUUUUGCUCCAUUUCAUGCACAACGUUUAAUGGCAAUUUAUGUUAAAAAUCCAUCCGAUUAUGAAACAAUUGCAUUCACUUUAUUAACAUAUAUUUCUGGUGUUACUUAUUAUCUAAGUGCAACAAUUAAUCCAAUACUAUAUUCAAUAAUGUCUGUACGUUUUCGUCAAGCAUUUCAUGAUACAUUUGUACGAACAUUUUGUUCAUCCGUUUCAAAUCAAUUCAAUGAUCAUCAUAAUCAUAAUCGUGGUCAAAUGUAUUGUUCAACUUAUAGUCAUCAUCAUUCGUAUCAUCAACAACAACAACAACAACAAAAACAACAUCAAAAAUCAAUAAUAAGUGAUCGUGAAAAAUCA
Molecule: messenger RNA, 639 nt
Organism: Dermatophagoides pteronyssinus (European house dust mite)
Lineage: Eukaryota; Metazoa; Arthropoda; Arachnida; Sarcoptiformes; Pyroglyphidae
Biological process (GO): neuropeptide signaling pathway
Cellular component (GO): plasma membrane
Molecular function (GO): neuromedin U receptor activity
Source: RefSeq, a predicted model, not a curated record